Molecule: messenger RNA, 2041 nt
Organism: Musa acuminata AAA Group (dessert banana)
Lineage: Eukaryota; Viridiplantae; Streptophyta; Magnoliopsida; Zingiberales; Musaceae
Product: probable peptide/nitrate transporter At3g43790
Exons: 16
Coding region: 373-1758 (461 amino acids)
Biological process (GO): transmembrane transport
Molecular function (GO): transmembrane transporter activity
Source: RefSeq, a predicted model, not a curated record
CCUUCCAGCUUCAGAGGCCGAGUGAGCGAUGAGGUGAGAAACCUAAUCUAUAUCUUUCGCUUGGUCUAAUUGGGAUGCCUCUUUGUCAUCAUCACAGGCGACAAAUAGAUCGAAGCGGGAGUCAGUGGCAACAUGACGAACCCCUUUCGGUCGACGCUCGUUUCUGAGGCCGAAAAAUUCACAUAGUACCCCUCUCGGUCGACUCGUGUUUCUGAUGCUUAAAACUUCACAUGGUAUCGUGCGAUUCGCAGAUUCGUUAGCAUCCCCGAUGACGCAUGCAGUGAGAUCGAUGUCCAGCGACAGAUAAGGCUUGGUCGUUUGGAGUGGUCGUGGCCAUGGAGGCGAACACCGGGCCUCUGUUGAAGGUGUACUAUGAGAACUGCCCCGGAUGCAAGCAGGACCGGAAGAACGAGGUCCGCCGAGGAGUUCCUUACAGGGAAUUCUUCUACAUAUGGAUCGUCACGCUGUGCUCCGACACAAGACUUACAUGUUGCCAAAAGAGAAGAAGAUAUUGGAUUUUAUGCUGGUUUUGUAGGAUCUGCAUUUAUGAUUGGAAGAGUUCUGACUUCAGUAUUCUGGGGAAUUGUGGCAGAUCGAUAUGGAAGGAAACCAGUUAUAGUCAUUAGUAUUAUUUCCGUAAUAUUAUUUAACACUAUGUUUGGGCUUAGCACAAGUUACUGGAUGGCACUUGUUUCAAGAUUACUUCUUGGAUGUUUUAAUGGUUUGCUUGGUCCAAUAAGGGCUUAUGCUUCAGAAGUUUGCCGAAAAGAAUAUCAAGCUCUAGGAUUAUCUCUUGUUAGUUCAACACGAGGUAUAGGUUUAAUUGUUGGUCCAGCUAUUGGAGGUUUCUUUGCUCAGCCUGCAAAGAAAUAUCCGAAUAUCUUCUCCAUAAAGUCAUUGUUUGGCAGGUUUCCUUACUUUUUACCUUGCUUUUGCAUCUCUCUCAUAGCAACUGGGGCAUUGGUUGCCUGUUUCUGGCUUCCUGAGACUUUGCACAUGCACGAUAAGUGGGAAAUUGAAGAUCUGGAGGAUUCACUAAUAAGAUGUGAAACAAAAAAAUAUAAUGAUGAAAUUGAAGGAACAAUGUUGGCAUCUAAGCAAAGCUUGAUAAAGAAUCGGCCUUUAAUGUCAGCAAUCAUUGUCUAUUGUGCUUUUGCCCUUCAAGACACAGCAUAUGCUGAGAUAUUCUCCUUGUGGGCUGUGAGCAACAAAACAUAUGGUGGAUUGAGCUUUUCAUCUCAGGAAGUUGGUGAAGUACUUGCAAUCUCAGGUUUGAGUCUCCUAGUUUAUCAACUAUUUCUUUAUCCAUGCUUUGAGAAGUAUCUAGGACCCAUCAGUUCAUUGCGUGCUGCAGCGAUUUUUUCUAUACCAUUGCUCACCAGUUAUCCAUUUAUGUCUAAGCUUUCUGGAUUAAAACUUUUCUUUGUUGUGAACUGUGCAUCACUCCUGAAGAGUGCUAUUUCCGUAACUAUCACCACUGGGUUCAACAUCCUGCAGAAUAAUGCUGUGUCUCAACAUCAAAGAGGUGCUGCAAAUGGUGUUUCUGUCACUGCAUUGUCUCUUUCCAAAGCUAUUGCUCCAGCAACCGCAGGGGCUUUAUUUUCAUGGGCACAAAAGCGUCAACAGGCUUCCUUCUUAUCAGGUAUAACUUGUUUCUCUUUGAAGCGUUGUCUCAUUGCAAAAGCCUCUAUUAUUCAUCAGAUAUUGCAAAAGUCCAUAAUUUUUUGUUUAAUACCUAACAUUUGCCAUGUAAAUUAAUCACCAAUUAAUCUGAUCAUGAUCUCAUGAUACCUGGAAAUCAUCUGAACUCAUCUACCUACUCUGAAUUGUUUGUAGCAAUAUUGGAUACUAUCAAGCGUACCCUUUUAGCUCUCUUCCAUUUCAUAAAUAAAUGAUUGUAGGAUCUUAUGCUAAUUCUUUAGAUUUGAAAUGUAAAGAUAUUCACAAUCGAUAUGCAUCACAGAUGAAUGUACACCUACUUCAUGGUUAACUUUAACCAUGGGUAAAAAUUCAAGGAAUCCGCAUCAAUUGCUUUUUUUUU